This is a messenger RNA of Rotaria sp. Silwood2, 771 nucleotides long. The record is from the annotation of a GenBank genome assembly. Lineage: Eukaryota; Metazoa; Rotifera; Eurotatoria; Philodinida; Philodinidae.
AUGAGAAUAAAAACGUCGUUUUAUAAUGCAUUAUUAUUAUUUUUAUUAUCUUUCAUAUCUACUGUUCAAUGUAGUCUUCUAAAUAUAUCUAUGGCUAUACUUAAUACUCAAACAGUUAUAGUUUGUAGUUUAUCUAUUGAUAUUUAUUCAUUAUUUGAUCCAACUCAAAUUAUUAGUUGUCCAUCUGUAUCAAUUGAACAAGACAAAAUUCAAUUGAUUAAUAUGAAUAUAUCUUUUGAUAAUUAUAAUCAAAUCGUAAUAGAAUUAAAUCCUCCAAUAAUAUCUACACCAAAAUUUUUGAUUAAACUUGAUAAUAAUAAUUCAUUUCUUUCUCCACCAAGUAUCAAUAAAAAUUAUACAUAUUAUCUUUCAUUUUCAUCUGAACUUAAAUGUAGAUUUUCAUUAUUAAAUAAUGAAACAAUUUGUUUUUAUUAUUCAAUAUCAACAAAUUUUAUUGAUAUAGAAUAUCAUUAUGAUAAAAUCAAAUAUGAUAGUUUGAUAUUAUUGAAUGAAAGUCGACAUCGUGUCUAUAUUAUUUUUAUUAUAAUUACUACACUUAUCAUUAUAUGUGUUUUUGCUACAUAUAUCUUAUAUAAAAAUGGAUUUUCACUUCGUUACACAACUGAAUUAGAUGUUACUAUUGAUUCAGAAAUGGUAAAACAAGAUGCAGGAACACUAUCAAUAGAUCCACCAUCAGAUAAUGCUAUUAAACAACCAAUAUUAGCUGAAGAUUUUAUUAUUAAAAAAACACAUACGAUUUCGAAAAUAUAA